AUGGAAGACAUAUAUUCUCUUACAACUUUAGUGGAAGCUGCUCCAAUUGCAGCAGCUUGUGAAUGUGUUCCUGAUUUCCAAGCUCUUAUAGCUACCUCCACCUCUCUUCUAUAUUACCAUCACAAUACUCUAAAAACUCUUCCAUGAUUUACAAUUCAGUCAUUACAGCCUGUAUCUAUUUGUAUAAAAUCAGAAUUUAUAGCAAUUUUAGUCAGCCAAGGGUCUUUGUUUAUUUUUACAUCUUACUCGUGCCAGUCUGAUCACUUUAAUGCGACCUGGAAGCGGUUUAUUGAAAAAGACUUCUUUUCGGUGCUUGAAAGACCGCAGAUGCCUGAUAAUGUCAUUGAUGAUAUGAUUGAUACUAUAGGGCACUGCUUAGUUAAUAGAGAAAGAAGAUAUGAAAAUCAUUUAGACGUCACCUGUUUGCAGAUAAAUAAUCAGGUUUCGUUUACAGGAAUGGUGUGAUGUGAAGAAUGGAUCAUUGUGAGUACGCUCAGCGGGUCUUUAAUAGUGAUUAAUUCAGGCACGGGGCAGAUGGAAAGAUCAUUUACUCUGCCUAACGGAAUAGCCAGCAUUCAGCUGAUUGAGACUAUGAAAUCUAUAUUAAUCCAUUCUGGGGACAAAAACUGCUGCUUGAUUGCGAUUUCUGAUUUAUUGCUGGAUAUCAAAGAAGGCUUGAAGCCAAAUUAUCUAAAUUUUGGACCUAAAGCCAAAGUUUCCUAUCAAAACUCGUAUAGAGGGCCUAUAAUCGUGGCGACUUAUGAUACUCAUAUAGAUAUUCAUGAUUUUGAAAACCUCCCAAGGCCUACGUUUUCUUUUGCACUGCCGUAUGGUAAUCAUGAUUUUUCUCUGCUAUGGAAAAAGACUGUUUUACUAUUGACUGAAAAUGAUUUGAUGAUUAUUGGGAAAUGCUAUGCUAGCGAAAUAAUGGAAAGAAAGUCAGAUUUAGACAGAAAAGAAAUUAAAAUUUGUGUAUGUGGAGGCUGUAAUGGAAGGAAAAUAGACUCAAUUAACUAUGAACUAUGGACUGCCAGAGGGAUUGAAGAUCUUAAGUUAUGGGAACAUUCCUCAUCUGUAAAGCAAAUCUUUUCUUACUCCCCCCCCAUCCUUGAUCGAACGAUUGACUGUAAAAAUUCCUAAAAAUUGGGAAAAUUAAUCCCCAUCCUUGAUCGAACGAUUUUCAUAUCAUGCAAAAUUUUAUAUAUAUAAAAAUAUAUUAGUUAUCAAAAGUUUGGGAAGAUGUGCAUAAUGAAGUUGUUUUCAGAGACUUUGAGACGACAGAAAGCUUCGGAAUCAACCAUUCGAAGUAAUUUAGUCAUCAACCUAGGCUUAAAAACUCAAUAAUCUAAUAAAAUAGAGAUUCUUUAAAAUUUUUAAAAAAAAAUUUUAAUUUAAUAAGAAACAAAUUAAAAUUUAUACAGUUUAAAGGGAUAACUAAUAAAUCAAAAUAUUAAAAAUUGGUAUUUUUAUGAGAUUAAUUCAAUUUUUUGCUGUAAAAAUAAUUAUUAAAUACUCUUAACACUCUUAUUUAAAAGUAAAUAAAAAUAUAUGUAUAUAUAUAUAUAUAUUUUAUAUAUAAAAAUUUUUUUCCCAAAACAAUUUUUUUUUAACCCCCAUCCUUGAUCGAACGACGGCGAGUCGUUCGAUCAAGGAUGGGGGGGGAGUUAUGCAUUUCAUGAUCAGAAUUUGUAUAUUAUUACAGAUCAAGGGCUGCACUUGAUAACUGAGCUGAAAACUGAUAAAAAAGAAGAACUUAGGAACGCUAUCAUAGCUGGGGACAUUAACUCCGCAAAUAAACUUAUCGUGCUUCUGGAAAGCAGAGGCAUUGACCCAAAAGAAAUUUUAAAUGAAUUGCUCGAAGAAGAAAGUGAAAUGGAAAUAAAAUUCAAAAUUUCUGUGCUUAGCUCAUCAUACCCUUUAGCCACUGCAGAAAAUUAUAUAAGCGAAAGAGGGCUAUGGAUUGAGAUUUAUAAUUAUUUGUGAGCUAUUUUCAGAAAGCUUGAUAAGCACCAGUAUAGGCAUUUUUCGAUAAUUUUAGCUUAUAUUCUUAAGCAUAUAAAUGAAGAAAGCGCUCCUUCUUAUAAAGCUUGGGAAAGCUCUUUGAAAAUUGAACCACUGGCAAAUUCGCAGCUGGAUUCUUUCAAGCCGUUUUAUAAUGAAACAGAAAUAGACUCAGUGGUUGCAUUUUUACUGCCAAUCCUCCAUAAGCAAAAAAGUAAUGAUAUUCCUUUAAACCAAGCCUUUCGUCAAUCAAUACCUGCUUAUUUCAACUCUUUGAAGCCUACCUCACAAAUAAUCCUUCUGAUUUUAGCAGAGCAGUUGUCUCUAGAUCUACCAGCCUCAAAAUUCUUACUCUCCUAUUCUCGAUCGGCCAAUCUCUAGAUUAAGGAUGAUUAUAUAAAGUUUUUAUGACAUUAAUUUUUUAUAUUAAAAUUUUUCUGUCUAAGCACUUCAUUUUCUAGCCACAAGAGGUAUAGUAUGCAAUAUAUUAGCAAAUCUACCAGAAGUCACUUGAAUUGUAAUAAGGAUUAUAAGGUAUAAUUUCUAAUAUUAAUUACUAUCAAAGAUAGGCAUUUAGAUAAAAGUGGGCUGAGUUUCAUGCUUUAAUAUAUAAAAUCAUUCGAUCAAGGAUGGGAGAGGGGUUAGUCUAUGCUGAAAAGCUAUCCUUCUGCAAACUUCUCAGGACAGUCCAAAAACUGUCUGAUGUCGAAUUGCUGUUUUCCUCCUACCACCCUCUCUUCUCAAACCUCGACAACAUUAUAUCGCUUCUUCCCUUAAAAGUGUAUAAGAGUAAUAGCACUUUUACAAUAAAGACGACACAUAUUUACCAUAAAAGAAUAGCAGAAAUAGACCAAAGUUCUUUUGCAUUUGGGUGUGUGGCAGAUGCUCUAGAGCAGUUUUCUGAAGACUUUUUGCAAGCUUUUACUGGGCCUGAGUCUUUUACUAAAGAGUUCAAGGCGUCGCUGACACGAUUUCUAAUGCUUGUAGGGUAUAGCAUAUAUAAAGCAAUAUCUGAUAACAUAGAAGACACUUUAGCAACCCUAUUUUCAAUGCUCCUAGGGAAUUUAAAAGGUUUUUAUGAUCUAACACAAAUAACUCUAAUGGGAUCUGGGCUGAAAUGCUUGCCGAUUUUGUUUUGUGUCUACGAAGCAGAAGGGAAAUGAAGCCACGCAUUUAAAGCAAGACUUCUUGAAGGGAAAAAUGAUGUAAUAAAAUUAUUAGCACUAUUUAUCCAGAAAGAUCAAAGAGAAGAAACACAAGCCUUAAUGAUAAAAUACGCGCACCAAUAUGCACUGCAUACUGGCUACACCACAGAAACUUUCAUAAGCAGGGCUUCCAGUGUUCUGCCAGGGAAUCUAAUACCCCUUCUCCAUUAUGCUGUAUACGAAAAUAAAACUGAAAAUUAA
Molecule: messenger RNA, 3407 nt
Organism: Blepharisma stoltei
Lineage: Eukaryota; Ciliophora; Heterotrichea; Heterotrichida; Blepharismidae
Source: the annotation of a GenBank genome assembly